Molecule: messenger RNA, 11226 nt
Organism: Lymnaea stagnalis (great pond snail)
Lineage: Eukaryota; Metazoa; Mollusca; Gastropoda; Lymnaeidae
Source: the annotation of a GenBank genome assembly
ACACAACGCUGCAAGCACUUACUGUCAAUGUGUUGAACAUUCUAGUCUACGUGUUCUUGUAACAUUGGACUAAAUUGUUAAACUUUUAGUUUGGUUUUUUUGUUUGUUUAUAUUUUGUCCACUACAGUUAUAAACCAAAUUGAUUUUUCUUUUUCAUUUUCCACUUUCAGAUUCAAAAUGGCAGAAGAGGUAAGAACUGGAUUGACUUGAAUGGAGCAGAUUAAGUAACGGGGUCUUUAAUCAGGGGAGUUGGUGAUUUCUUUUUAACGGGGAGGGGGGGGGAUGUCUAACUUUAACCAUCCUUUGAGGACAAUCUACUACUGUCUCAUAUUGCUUUAAAAAAAAAAAACUCAUCGGAUUUGGGAAAUUUAAAUACGUUUCUUGACGCCCCCCCCCCCUCGGUCUAUAAACUGUCAUUAAAGUGAUGGUUGAUACAGUCAAAUAUGACUGAUCCGAUUUUAUAUUUGAUUAAUUUUUUUAGCGGGGAGGGGGGCGUGAAGGGGGGCUCAUCCAUCUUUAAAGUCAAAGGUUAAAUAUUUAAGAAACGUAUAUAAUAUAUAUUAUAUAUUUAGAAAUAUAGGAAAAAUCAGAGAAUAUGGGAAAAGUUGACCUGAUUAAAAUAAUAACAAACAAUUGAGAUCUUGAUUUUAAAUAAAUAACUUUUUUUUUUAAUGAUGGGUUGGGAUGUACAUGGUCCUACGGAUAAACUGUAAUGGGAGACACAAUGGGUAGUCACAAUGGGCGACACAAUGGGUAGUCAUAAUGGGAGACACAAUGGGAGACACAAUGGGAGACACAAUUGGUAGUCAUAAUGGGCGACACAAUGAGUAGUCACAAUGGGAUACACAAUGGGAGACACAGUGGGAGACACAAUGAGUAGUCACAAUGGGAGACACAUGGGUAGUAACAAUGAGAGACACAAUGGGAGACACAAUAGGUAGUCACAAUGGGAGACGCAAUGGGAGACACAAUGGGAGACACAAUGGGAGACACAAUAGGUAGUCACAAUGGGAGACACAAUGGGAGACACCAGUGGAUCACAUCAAAGAUCAUGAUCCUGUUCCAUUGUAUGUAUGAUGCUGUCAUGUUAUUAUUUAAUGUCUAGCUCUCAACUGUGAAAUUAAACAAACAAGGGUUCUUUUUCCUAGUGUUAUAGCAUUAAAUAGUCAUCAAAAGAAAUGUUUUGAAAUGUCAAAGGAAUGGCGUGUUGAGUGGGUUUCCUUGUUAUUUCCAAGAUUGAUUUCUUUAGAAUUGAGUUUGUUCAGCACUCAGUUUGUUUAGCAUUGAUUUCUUUAAGCAUUUUUUAAGAUUAAAUGACAAAUAAAUUUUGAAGAUGCUCUUCUAGUGGAUGCAUUGAAUGUUUUAUUCUUUGAACUACAGGUUUUGAACCCACGUCACUUAGAGAGAGAGACAAAGUUUUUUUGUUUUUUUUGUCAUGCCAUUUGCCUAGUUGCAACUAUAGAUCAAGUUAUGCAGCAACUAUAGCUUAGAUCAAUCUUCUGUUUUGUACUGCUUACAUCAUAUAUCCACUGCAUUGUAUAUCUUUCUUUACAUACAUGUAUUUAUAACUAUCAUACGCAGCCACUUGGUCUUGAAACAUGAGAAGUUUCACGUUAAACCGAGAAUUAUAUAUAUUUUUUUCAAAUUAAAAAAAAAUGAACUAUAAUUACUCAUUCAGGCUGGUGUAUGAUUAUUAUAAAUUUUGCAUUUUUAAUACACGCCUGCAAACGGACUUUUUAAAAUCUGAAAAUGCCACUGUAGGAGCUCUUGCAAUUGUCAUUGAAAACAAAAGCAUGAUACAAUUUAUUUUAUCAAUAUUAAAAAAAAGAACCAUCAAAUAUAAUUAUUAUCAUUUUUUUUUUUUACUUUGAAGCAAAAAUCUGUUCUAAUUAUCUUACUCUUUUUUAGCGCAAAGGAGUGGACUGGAUUGGACAUCAUUAAGCAUUGAAGUUGAAAAAAAAAAAAAAAAAAAAAAAAAACAACUAAAAAAGCCUGCAAGUCACAAAGCUCAAAUUUUGUAAAGAAACAAUUCUCUUCUAAAAUUUCUUUUGCAGUAGUGUCCAAACAUAUAUUUAAUAAUUACAUAAAUAAUUUAUCAAGUAGCACUGUCUUCCUUCUCCUAAUUACUUUCCCUUUUUUUUUUUAUUAAAAUGUAAUGCAAUGUUCAAUGACUUGUUUGUGUGUUGCCUCACUCAUUCUAGCCAGUGUUUUCUUUCAGCUAUCCCUUGUCCCACAAUCCCCUGCGGUAGACGUUCUCUUAGAACGCUGUAGCAGAAGACAGCGCGUAGAAGAGCUGCUUGGACAUGCGCAUUGAUGUAUUUCUGCUUGACGUGCCCUGGUGACGUAGUAUUAGCCCAAUAGCGCUCUAGCUUGCCAGCACUUUCCCCCUUCUAUCUUUACCGGCUCUGACAAAAGGUCACUCUCGUCACAAAAGAUCAUCUCAGUAACAAAAGAUCAUCUCAUAACAUCCAAGAACUAAAAGAUUCAUGAGUGAAGUAGCGAAACUUAAUAUUAACCAACUUCACAAUCCAUGGCUAUAUAUUUGACACUUGUCUGAUAUACAUGCAUUCCAUUUGAAGCAUUUAUUCAUAUAUUUAUAUAGUAAAAGGUGAUUUAUAUUCUUUCCUGUAUACGUCAUCUCAAGAGGUAAUUUAAAAAUCAUUCAGUUUUUUUUUUAAACAAUGACACCCAGAUAGCAGGAGAAAAGUAAAUAAAAAAAACACAAAACAACAACAACAACAAAAACAACAACAACAAAAACAACAACAACAAAAACAACAACAACAAAAACAACUGCUACUUGAGUUUGACUUUUUGUCAUGAGCCAGUCACCUGCUGUUCGUCAAGAUAUUGGGCCUUAUGCUGUUCUUACGUUUUUCAGGAAGAUAAGAAGGGUCGGGCUGGGAGAGCCACUUCUAACGUCUUCGCCAAGCUGUCCAAAAAGCUGAUGCAGGAAAUGAAGGAGGUAGGACGGCGAAAGUAGUUCGCCCCACAGUAGAGAUGUAAUGCCUGCUCGAAUUUCUCUCUCUCUUUCAGGCCAUUAAGUCCAAAAAGGAUGAGCCCAAGCGUGCUCAGCGUGCCCCCUCCAACGUUUUCGCCAUGUUCCGCCAGACACAAGUCCAAGAGUUUAAAGAGGUCUGAAUACCAUGAGCACGGCAUCCCCCAGUAUAAAAUCUGUUCAUUGUAAUCUGCUCAAAAAACAAACAUCCAACGGGCCUGCUGUUACUACAGAUCAAAAAACUCUGCUUGCAUCAUCAAUUUUUUGUGUUACGCUAAUUUGAUUUAUUUGAUUUCCGUUUAGUUUUUUUUCCCCCCACAACCCUCGCCUCUGACUGGACCGACAAGCUCCUUUUCUCGAUGUCCUGCCCAAUGUUAUUCUGGCCCAAAGCCUUCUCGGGAGGCAUGUCGCAUCAUUUUUGGUGCGGGCGCUCGCCUUUUCUUUCUGGUAUAUUCACUCUAUUGCUGUCUAUGAUUUGUUUAAGAAACAAGGGCGUCAUACGACCAACGUGCUCUCUAUGUUUCGUCAAGCACAAGUUCAAGAGUACAAAGAGGUCUGCCUUUGACACCCGUGUUCUGCCCUUGACACCCGUGUUAUGCCCUUGACACCCGUGUUCUGGGUUUGGUACCCGUGUUCGGCUUUCCUCUCCCUAAAAAUCCAACAAACAUCCUAAUGUGUUUCUUCCUUUUCUUCCCUGUAAAAUACACGUCCUCCCAAUAUUCCCAAAAUGUCUCUCCAUCUCUCGCCGCCCUUGCUUGUCAAAUUCCAUUGUUCAAUUAAUCGUUUGAGUGUUGUUUGUUUACAAUUCCCAAAGUAAUAAAUAGGGCCCUACCUUAUGAAAGACAAUUCUUUUGGUCAUUUCCAAACUUUUCAUUAUAUUUUUUAAGAACGUGUUUAAAAACAUAAAAAUAUGUUAAAUUUUAUUCUAAUUUAAAGAAUGAACUUUCUUCUUAAAACGACACAUAUUUUUAUUUUUUUUUAUUUUUCCCUAAAAUAUUCCAAAGAGAAACAUGAAAUUGUUUCUUCUCUUUUGAGAAAAGCGCAAUAAAUCUCUACUUUUACAAUUAAUUUCUAGUUCCCACUUAACUCGUGGCCAGGUUUCUUCAGCCUGGCCGGGCAGUUUUGACUUCUUAAUUGGCAAGUGAGAUUUCUCUCUCCCGCCGCUCUUUGAUUCUCCUAUCUCUUCUAGGUUUUUAUUUUGGUUUUUUUUUUUUGGAGGGCCCAAAAUCACUUUACUGAUCAUUCGUGUUCCUGGUUUAAGUUUCAGUUCUAUCAUUGUUUUCCUAACCUGAAUAGAUGACACAAUCAGCGCUUUGUUUCCAAAUGUGUGAAAUAACUCCCCGUUAAUCAUGCUGUUGAUCAAGACGUAUCUCCUUGAGAAUCCAUUUUGGACUGACCAUUGUAUUGCCGAGUUGGAUUUCACGUCCUGGUGUUGUUGUUUCCAAAUGAACGAGUCAUCGUUGUUUUGUUUCGUUGCAUGUUGAAUUGAAUUGUUCAACUAAAUCAAGACACGUUGCUAGAAAAAAAUCUAAUUUUUUAUAUUUUAAAAUGUGAUGUAACCAUUUAAUAUGUACAUAUUCUAGUUCAACUUAAAUUAUCAAUAAAUAUUUAUUGGAUAUUUUUAUUUUUAAAUUAAUUAUAAUCUUAAUCCAUUAUGUUUUACAUUACAUAUUUUUUUUUUAAAUUUCAUGUUUUUUUAUAUGUACGUUUACCUUAAAAUUUGCCAUUUAAGAUUACGUUAAUAUUAUUACAAACUGGAAUUUUAAGAACUAAAUAAUAUUUGUCUAUUUCAUGGAAUAGAUAUACACACAUCAACUUUACAUCAUCAAAUAAGGCGCACCUCUCGAUUAACUUUGUUCUAACCUCUACACUGCUUGUGUCAGAAUAACUUUGGUAGGAUUCAAUGCUUAUCUAACGGGUCAUUACCACACAAUCUCUCAAUCUCCAGAAGUGGCGUCCCUGGCAACAUAAGAGCAAUAAUGAUAAUAAUAUUGAUAAAUCAAGAUUGUAUUUAAGAAAACCCUCAGGAAUACUUGUUAAAUUAGUCCAGGAUUAUUCACCAAACCCGCCCCCACCAAAAAACAACAGCAACAACAACAAAACAAGCAGCUUUCACAUCCCGUUUAAUUAGAUCCAUCUUUCAUUAAUAUUAUAUCCCAUUUGGGCUUGAAUCCUACCAAGGAUAUCCUAAUGUUUAAUACGUUAAUAAAAGGAUCAAAUUUUAUCACGUGCAAAUAAAUGCAUAACAUACUUAUCAAACCAAGGCUUAAUUUAUAACAACCAUUUACUGACAAUACAGUUGCAAUGCUCGACAAAUAUGAGUAAAGUUCAUAACAAGGCUUACUAAUAUAAUCACGCGUCCUUUGAUUAACUUGCUUGUAUUUAUAAAAUCUAACAUAGAAUGCGAAAAAUUAAUUUUAAGAAAUAAAUAAAAAGGCGAUACAGCUAAAAAAACAAAAAAAAAACAAUCAGUAACAGGUGAAAUCUUGAACUAGUUUACAUCUAGUCAAAGCGUAGUCUUCAUGUAGUCUAGCAAUAACUUUCAUCUAGCCUAAAUGUAGUUUUCCUGCAGUGGAGAUAAUAUCUAUGCAGUUACGCUUUAGUUUAGAUGUUCUAACAUCAAUGAUAUUAAUGCACGAUAAACAAAGAUAUGUCGUCGUAACUGUGGCUUAGAAUAGAUCAAUAGAAUAGAUGUUCUUUGUGUCUCUAGAUAACUACGUAGACACUUCUCUCGACUUGUAUAACUGUACGCACAACACUAAAUUGAAGAUAUCGUCAAAAAAUGGCAACUUUAUCACGUCAUCAAUCUAUCAAAUGUAGUAUAAACACAAUCAAAUACUUGUGCAAUAAAAAACAUUCUGUAGACUCGAAGUAAAUUCAUGUAUUUUGUAAUAAAUGUCUGACACCCCAAAAAUUCUCCCAUCCCCUUGGGUCAUUCUCCCACAAUUUAGGCAUUCACAAUGAUUGACCAGAACCGCGAUGGAAUCAUCGACAUUGAAGACCUCAAGGACAUGUACUCUAACCUUGGUGAGUUGAACAAGUCUUUUUCACAGUCGAUUCUUCAUAAUACUUUGCUCAUCAUCUGUUUCUGUCCGGUGUUUAAAAUGAUGUGGAAACAAGGUGUCAAAUAAAUUGAACAUGUCAACAGCUCAUAUGAACCAUUUACCUUUUAAUGAGAGGAAACAACACAUUCUCAAGGGUGUUCGUGAAAUCCACCACCCCCCCCCCACACACACACACGCACACAUUCAUUAGACAGCGUUAACUUCUCUUCAACACGUGUUGGAUUGAUUUUUCUUUUUUAUAAUACUUUGUUCAUUGUCUGUUUCUGUUCGGUGUUUAAAAAGAUGUGGAAACAAGGUGUCAAAUAAAUUGAACAUGUCAACAGCUCAUAUGAACCAUUUACCUUUUAAUGAGAGGAAACAACACAUUCUCAAGGGUGUUCGUGAAAUCCACCCCCCCCCCCCACACACACACACGCACACAUUCAUUAGACAGAGUUAACUUCUCUUCAACACGUGUUGGAUUGAUUUGUCUUGCUUUCCUCAAUCCUUGCACCCAGGGCGCAUCCCUCCCGACUCCGAGCUGAAUGAGAUGCUGAAAGAUGCCCCCGGACCCCUCAACUUUACCAUGUUCCUGAAUCUCUUUGGUGAAAAGCUCAGCGGUAAGUAGGGUCGAAGUGUUUGUACAUGAAUGGUUUGUUUGUACAUGAAUGGUUUGUUUGUACAUGAUUGGUUUGUUUGUACAUGAUUGUUUUUUUGUACAUGAAUGGUUUGUUUGUACAUGAAUGGUUUGUUUGUACAUGAUUGGUUUGUUUGUACAUGAAUGGUUUGUUUGUACAUGAUUGGUUUGUUUGUACAUGAAUGGUUUGUUUGUACAUGAAUGGUUUGUUUGUACAUGAAUGGUUUGUUUGUACAUGAAUGGUUUGUUUGUACAUGAAUGGUUUGUUUGUACAUGAUUGGUUUGUUUGUACAUGAUUGUUUUUUUUGUACAUGAAUGGUUUGUUUGUACAUGAAUGGUUUGUUUGUACAUGAUUGGUUUGUUUGUACAUGAAUGGUUUGUUUGUACAUGAAUGGUUUGUUUGUACAUGAUUGGUUUGUUUGUACAUGAUUGUUUUUUUGUACAUGAAUGGUUUGUUUGUACAUGAAUGGUUUGUUUGUACAUAAUUGGUUUGUUUGUACAUGAUUGGUUUGUUUGUACAUGAUUGGUUUGUUUGUACAUGAUUGGUUUGUUUGUACAUGAUUGGUUUGUUUGUACAUGAUUGGUUUGUUUGUACAUGAUUGGUUUGUUUGUACAUGAUUUUUUAAUUUUUUUUAAAAUUUACUUUUGUCUACAUCUUUUAUAUGUCCAGGUACUGACCCAGAAGACACCAUCAGACAAGCCUUUUCCAUGUUUGACGCAGAGGGCAAAGGUUUCAUUCCUGAAGAAUAGUGAGUUGCCAGUUCAAACUUUACAAGCGUUUGUUUUGCUGUUAUUGAUGUGUUGUUAUUUUUUUUUAAUUAUCAAAUACGUGAGGUAAUAACCCAUGUUUACUCAACUAAUGUGCUACUUCAAUGAUAGACACCCAUGUUUACUCAACUAAUGUGAUACUUCAAUGAUAGACACCCAUGUUUACUCAACUAAUGUGAUACUUCAAUGAUAGACACCCAUGUUUACUCAACUAAUGUGCUACUUCAAUGAUAGACACAUGUCAUUGAAGCUUUGUUCAUAUUUAACGUGUUAACGUGUGCCAACAUUUAGCGUCGUGAAUUCUCGUAUCUCUUAUGUCAAUUUCUUCCUCUCCCUUUCAGCUUGAAAGAUUUGCUCUCCAACAUGGGUGACAACUUCACUGCAGAAGAAGUAAGUCAACUAUAUUAUGAGAGGAUGCAAGACACUGGUAGUAGCUUAGCUAGUGUUUGAGAGGCUAAUUUAUAACAUGCAGACUGUGUUCAAUGAACGAUUGUAUUUAUAGGACUGAGAAAAGUACAUAAUGAUCAGAAUAUUCAAAUUUAAAUUCUAUUUAUUGUUUCUUGUUUUGUCUUAUCUGCUGAAGAAGGCGUUUGGCCAAAACGCCCAUGUAAUUUCCCUGUUUGUUAUCAAGCCCAAACAAAUCUUACUCUACUAUUUGUUUACUUUGCACCGCUUGGUAAAUCUCACUUUAUAAAUUCAAACAAAACACGCUUCCGAAGUAAACGACUGAAGUAACAAAGUGUCUAUGUAUACCUAAAUGUGUCUAUGUAUACCUAAAUGUGUCUAUGUAUACCUAAAUGUGUCUAUGUAUACCUAAAUGUGUCUAUGUAUACCUAAAUGUGUCUAUGUAUACCUAAAUGUGUCUAUGUAUACCUAAAUGUGUCUAUGUAUACCUAAAUGUGUCUAUGUAUACCUAAAUGUGUCUAUGUAUACCUAAAUGUGUCUAUGUAUACCUAAAUGUGUCUAUGUAUACCUAAAUGUGUCUAUGUAUACCUAAAUGUGUCUAUGUAUACCUAAAAGUGUCUAUGUAUACCUAAAUGUGUCUAUGUAUACCUAAAUGUGUCUAUGUAUACCUAAAUGUGUCUAUGUAUACCUAAAUGUGUCUAUGUAUACCUAAAUGUGUCUAUGUAUACCUAAAUGUGUCUAUGUAUACCUAAAUGUGUCUAUGUAUACCUAAAUGUGUCUAUGUAUACCUAAAUGUGUCUAUGUAUACCUAAAUGUGUCUAUGUAUACCUAAAUGUGUCUAUGUAUACCUAAAUGUGUCUAUGUAUACCUAAAUGUGUCUAUGUAUACCUAAAUGUUUCUAUGUAUACCUAAAUGUUUCUAUGUAUACCUAAAUGUGUCUAUGUAUACCUAAAUGUGUCUAUGUAUACCUAAAUGUGUCUAUGUAUACCUAAAUGUUUCUAUGUAUACCUAAAUGUGUCUAUGUAUACCUAAAUGUGUCUAUGUAUACCUAAAUGUGUCUAUGUAUACCUAAAAGUGUCUAUGUAUACCUAAAUGUGUCUAUGUAUACCUAAAUGUGUCUAUGUAUACUUACAUGUGUCUAUAUAUACCUAAAUGUUUCUAUGUAUACCUAAAUGUUUCUAUGUAUACCUAAAUGUGUCUAUGUAUGCCUAAAUGUGUCGAUGUAAUCAUGCACACUCAAAAGUUUUCACGUCAUCUUGAACUCUACAGAUCAAAGGAACCUGGAAGGAAGCUCCCUUGGAAAAAGGAAAGUUCGACUACAACACCUUUGUGGGGAUCCUCAAGGGCAAAGAGGAUGACGGCUCACCAUAAACAACACCCUCACACCCCUCCUCAAGUUUCUAGAAUCAAGCUCUCUUCUCAUGACCUUCUCAUGACCUUCUCACCAUUUCAGAUUCAAUAGAAACAUUUUUCAAAAAGGGAAAGGAUAUCUAGUUUACUACGUAUAUCUGUAAAAGUUCUUUCAUAAAUAUUUUGGUUUUAUAUGAAAAGAUGGUCUUUGUUACUUCAACAAAAAAAAUUAUUAAAAUUUCGUAAUGGUUUUUAAAAGUUAAAAAAAACUUUUGGUUUUAACGCCCCCCCCCCCCCACCCACACACACACUUUCAGCCCUGAAACUCUACAAGUUCCAUAAUUUGCUGGUUGUUAGUUUCAUGAGAUACAGGUUGUAAAAAUUCUUUCAUAAAUAUUUUGGUUUUAUAUGAAAAGAUGGUCUUUGUUACUUCAAAAAAAAAAAUUAUUAAAAUUUCGUAAUGGUUUUUAAAAGUUAAAAAAAACUUUUGGUUUUAACGCCCCCCCCCCCACCCACACACACACUUUCAGCCCUGAAACUCUACAAGUUCCAUAAUUUGCUGGUUGUUAGUUUCAUGAGAUACAGGGAACACGCCUUUCGCCCCUUUUUAUUUUCUCCCCUCGCAAAUUUCUCUCUGAAAUGUUCCAGGCCAAAGAGUGUCACCAUUCCAUACAUCACUGAACCGACUUGGCGAGCAUCCUGAGUUUGUGCUCCGAAACUCUGAUCAGGGUUAGACUGAGAUAACAAACAUGUGACAUUCUGUGACAUCACUGUGGAUGUUUGUGACAUCGCUGUAGGUGUUUGUUCAUCGUGGCAAUUAAGCAGCUUUGCACAACGCAAAAAAAGUAUUUUAACUCGAUACCAGGUCACAAAAUGAACAACCCUCAUGAUGAGUUAUCCUUCAGAUAAUCCGGCUCAGGGUUGAGUUGAACAAACUACUAACUUUUCAUACGGCUGCUGAUGGGUAGAACUGAUUUUUGUCUUUUUAGGGUGGAUUUUUUAAAAAAAGGGACCUUAAUUAUUAUGCUUUUUUAUAAUCUACGAAAUUUUACAUCCUCAACAACUGCGGGACGAAUACAAAGAACAUCAACCACUAGAACCACCUUGAUGAGACAGAGGAGGGCUACUCUGAGCAUUGCAAAGUUCUCAAUUUCUGUUGGCCUGGGACAAUUCGCGUUGACAAAUUCAAAUGAAAAAAAAAACCAAACUUCAUCUUACAAUUGUUAUUAAAAGCAAGUCUGAGAACUCCAAUUGCGUUCUAUUUUUUAACCUUCGACUUCCUUCCCCUUAAUUCUGCCCUCACCACUAGCAGAGCCAUGGCAGUAAUUCUGGAUACAUUUAGUAUUAUUAUUGUUUUCGUCUACACGAAUGAGUGAUGAGUGAAGAGUGUACUAUAGACUUAUCCUCUAGCUGCUUGUAGAUCAACUGUAGGGGUAACGUUUUCUUGGAACUAUUAAUUUAAUAUUUUUUAAAAUGUUAUUUUCGAUUUCUCUUUAUUGAUUCUUAUUUUUUUGAUUGAUUGUCGAAUUCCGUCAUUUUGAUGAUCGGAUUUGUCAGUCAUUCAACGUUCAUCUUGAUGCUGUGUAUAAAACAAAACCAACCAACAAAGAACAUUUUGUACAUUUGUAUAAGUCUGACCUUCCAUUAUUUUUUUUUUAAUUGAUAUAAUACGAGAUUUGUUUACGUGUAUCACGAGGUUGUCGCUCGUGCCCUGUGUGUGACGACGUUCAAAAAACUAGUCAACGGUUCGGACGUGGUGUGUGAUAGACUGGCGAUGUUCACAGUAGCCGUGUGCACGGCUACCGGGGGUUCCCAAAUGACAUCCGUGGGGGGCCCCCGUGGCCAUGUGGAGUGAUCCUGCGUCCUAUUUAUUUAAUAAAAAAACAAAAAAACUCUGUGCACAGAAAUGGAUUUAUUUUUGUCAUUUUCUUUUUAAACUUAAAACUGUUUGUUGAUUUUGUUUUCGUGUUCUUAUGCCCUGAACGGCGGAGGUACUUUCAAUAAUUAAACAACCCCUACAAAGC